AAGGAGAAUCCCCGAGUUGCAAAUUACGGAGUGUUGAACAAACAGAUGGAGAAAAUGGUGCGACUCAGAUCAUUGUUCCGAUCAGUGAGUUUCAGAUCUCAUUAUGCCUUCGCCGCGCCUUCAUCCACCAACCGUUUCGCCCUUCGAACCGUUUCUUUCUCUCUUCUCUCACGCUCUCCUAAUCCCUCUCCCUCGCCCUCAGAGUGCGGAUCUCCUUUCUCAAUGGGCUUAGGAAGCAAGCGAUUCUAUAGUGAAGAUGUUACCCACAUGCCUAAUAUUAAAGACCCCGAGCUUCAAAAUGCUUUCAAGGAUUUGAUGGCUGAAAAUUGGAGUGAGCUUCCGGAUUCUGUUGUUUACGAUGUUAAGAAUGCGCUAUCUAAAAGUACUGAUGACAAAGCUGGCAAGGAGGUUGUGGAAAAUGUGUUCCGUGUAGCUGAAGCUGUUGAGGAGUUUGGUGGGAUUCUAGACACCUUAAAAAUGGAAAUUGAUGAUAGCAUUGGAUUGAGUGGUGAGGAUGUAAAGCCAUUGCCUCCUCAUAUAAAAAAUGCUCUGCGAACCAUUUUUGAUCGCUACGCCACCUAUUUGAAUUCAUUUGGGCCUGAUGAGAGCUAUCUGCGGAAGAAAGUGGAGACAGAGUUGGGCACAAAGAUGAUUCACUUAAAAAUGAGAUGCAGUGGCCUUGGUUCUGAGUGGGGAAAGGUUACUGUUCUUGGAACUUCUGGACUUGCUGGUUCAUAUGUUGAGCAAAGAGCAUAGCAGAAAUAUUUUAGAAACAGUGCAUGUAAUUGUUUGUGUUUUGUAUCAUGCUUCUGAUGGCUAUAGACCCGUUCGAUUUGUUUCUCCUGACCUUUUUUAUUGUCAAGCGAUGGCAUGGAAAUAAGAGCGCAUAACUUUGUUAACCAUAAUUAUUCUUAUGCCGGAUUUUCUUUCAGUUUCAAUGUCACUUUCAAUAAGAUAAUAAUGCUGUUGAAAUUUUAGGGACUUGUUUAUAUCUUCUUGAAAAUGUGAAAAUAACAAGUCAAGAAGUUAAUUAUGUAUAGCUACUCCUCUUUUGUAUCUGCAAGCACGCGUUUCAGAGAAAAUGAAACAUUAAAACGCCUACAAUAUUUG
Molecule: messenger RNA, 1110 nt
Organism: Abrus precatorius (Indian licorice)
Lineage: Eukaryota; Viridiplantae; Streptophyta; Magnoliopsida; Fabales; Fabaceae
Product: succinate dehydrogenase subunit 5, mitochondrial
Exons: 4
Coding region: 46-756 (236 amino acids)
Biological process (GO): tricarboxylic acid cycle
Cellular component (GO): respiratory chain complex II (succinate dehydrogenase)
Source: RefSeq, a predicted model, not a curated record